Penicillium oxalicum is the source of this 756-nucleotide messenger RNA. RefSeq lists its product as uncharacterized. The record is from RefSeq and is a predicted model, not a curated record. Bases 1 to 756 code for a protein of 251 amino acids. Lineage: Eukaryota; Fungi; Ascomycota; Eurotiomycetes; Eurotiales; Aspergillaceae. The transcript has a single exon.
AUGCGAUGGCCGCGGCCGAUGUUAUUGUCUGACUUCAUCAAUCAGCUUCUCGGGAUGGAGAAGGCCGAGGAGAUUACAAACGCCGUUCAUGAAGAAGCCGAAGCAAAAGUCUUACAAAUGUGGCAACAAGGCGAAGUCUUUUUCAACCAUGUGGUCAGGCGGAGCGAGAGACCUACAGAAGAGACGCUUCGAAGAGCAUAUCGUCGUGGGGCUGCGUUGCUCCUUCCGCAUAACUCUCCUGGGGCUGACAUCCUUAUCCCAGUUCACGACCCCGACGAAAAUGAAAUGUCAUGUUUCCUGAUCCAGGUGAAGAACCGGAUCAGUGACGCACCCACCAAAACCUUAAGGUUGCAAGCAUCAGCAGACCUCGCAAAAGCCGCCACGGUACUUUCUCUCGAUUGCCCAUAUCUAGCGAUGAUGAUGUGCCUGAGGACAAGCCCGUCAACUUCACCGGGGUGUGAAAUUCUUGAUCCUCAAAAAAAGCGGGUUCAAAUGCGGCCCGCCACCCGCCGUCUACAGAGCAUGACUGAGGGAACCUCAGCGGUAGCUAAGUCUCAGAAAAGCAAAAAAAGCAACAGGAUACUGACCAUCACCUACGGGCUAGAUGAAGCCGUUUAUCCCGUCCUCCGUCAAGACAGCGAACAGGCUUCUCGCACCGUAGAUCGGCUUCGCUCCCUACUCGAUUGCCUCCCUAUGACAGUCGUUCCCCAAAAUGAUAAUCACAGGAUAUACUUGACCGGGCUCGAAGGCUUAUGA